UCCUGUGCGACACGACGUCACUUCCGCUCUCUCGAUGCCCAAGUGAACGUUGGAGAGCAAUGGCGGCGUGCCGGGGAUCCUCGUCCAAAUGGUUCUUCACCCGGGAGCAGCUCGACAGCACGCCGUCCCGCAGAUGUGGAGUAGAACCGGACCGGGAGCUGUCUUACCGUCAACAAGCGGCGAACCUGGUCCAAGAUAUGGGUCAAAGACUGAACGUCUCACAAUUAACAAUAAAUACCGCCAUUGUUUACAUGCAUAGAUUUUAUAUGCAACACUCUUUCACCAAAUUCCACAGGAAUAUAAUAUCUCCAACCACCUUGUUCUUGGCCGCGAAAGUGGAAGAGCAACCUCGGAAACUCGAACAUGUGAUCAAAGUGGCACAUGCUUGCCUGAAUCCCCAAGAGCCGCCUCUAGACACAAAAAGCAAUGCAUACCUCCAGCAAGCUCAAGAGCUGGUGAUACUUGAAUCCAUAGUGCUGCAGACCCUGGGCUUUGAAAUUACUAUUGAUCACCCACACACUGAUGUGGUGAAAUGUUCCCAGCUAGUGCGAGCAAGCAAGGAUCUGGCACAGACUUCCUAUUUCAUGGCUACCAACAGUCUACACCUCACUACCUUCUGCCUCCAGUACAAACCCACCGUGAUCGCCUGCGUGUGCAUCCACUUAGCCUGUAAGUGGUCCAACUGGGAGAUCCCAGUUUCCACUGAUGGAAAACACUGGUGGGUGUACGUGGAUGGCUCUGUCACACUCGAGCUGCUGGAUGAGUUGACCCAUGAAUUCCUGCAGAUUCUGGAGAAGACACCGAGCAGGUUAAAGAGGAUACGCAACUGGAGGGCAACUCAAGCUGCCAAAAAGCCCAAGACUGACGGCUCCCAGUUGGAUAACUCCUUUCCAGGGCCUUCCAUGCUUCAAGAUCAAGGGGAUGCCUCUCUCUCUGGAGUGUCCUCCGGCAACCCAAGUUUUUCCAAAGCUGGCGGCGUCUUCGGCGCAUCCAUGCCUGGCUCGUCCGGAGAUACAGGCCUGUCUUUGGGCGCUCUGACUGGCCCAUUCAAUCCAGCUAGCCAUAGUGAGUGGCCUCAGGCCAACCAGAGUCAGACAGGGUUUCCUUCUACCUGUGUGAAACAGGAACCCCUGAGCAUCUCUAUCCAAGAGCCCACACUGUCCUUGCAGACCUCCACCUCCUCUUUGCUUCAGCAUCCGCCACUAUACAAGACUGAGAAAACAGACUUUAACCCAGUCAAACAGGAACAAAAAGGAGCUGGUGGGGGCAGUGUGGGCAAGCAUCAGCCACCACAACAGUCUGCAUACCCUCCACCAGCUCCUCCACUACAACGCUCUCCAGCUCAGAAGCUUUCUCUUGAUAAAUAUAGAGAGAAGCAUGCUGCAGAGCUGGCGGUUUCUGGACAGAAACGCAGUCACGAACAGCAUGGUGGAGUCAUGGACUGUGAUGUGAGGGGGGAUAUGUUGUCUUCCUCCUUUCCUACCUAUGCACCAUCCACUACAAACCAAGUAGACCAUAGAAAACAUUCACAGCCCCACCAAACAUCCCAUGGUGGUGGUAGCACUUCCACUGCCUCCCCAAUCAAAAUGAAAGUCCCUUCUACCUCCUCGGGGCAAGACAGACGUCAUCAUCAUGAAAAACGGGACAAAGGCUCACUUAAGCUCCGCCUAGCUGUUCCUGGUGGCAGCUCCCAGCUGGAUAAGAGUGGACAAGCAAGCAAGGAUGAGCUUAAGAUGAAGAUAAAACUUUCCUCAUCAGAGCGUCACAGCUCCUCGGAUGAAGGCAUGGGCGCAAACAACAAGAGUAAACAUUCCAGCCCUCUGGUGACUAAAGAGAAACAACAUAGAGGAGCAGAUCACAGCCUCCAGCGCCAUCAUAAGCACAGUCAUCCACACUCUCAUAGCGGAAACGGUCGGGGAGGCCCAGAGGGUCCAGGUGGCGGGGGAGGCCUGCUGCGGGGUCCUCCAGGACUGGUCAACAUGGAUGGGGCGACGCUUGCUCCUCCUGGAUCCACCUCUUCUUUACCUUCAUCCUCAUCACGAAGAAGGGCAUACCCAGAUGCCAGCCACAACCACCACCCUUCCUCCUCAUACUCCAGUUCCUGCUCCAAAGUGAGCAAAAUCUCCAAGGGUGGCACUGGUGCUGCAGGUGGGCUGCGGACCUCUCAGCAGUACCCGCCUACUAGUGAGUCGCCACAUGAAGUGGGAGAGCAGAGACACUGAGUCCACCACUCUUCAGCCAUGGACAGCACAUGGAAAUGGCAACAAAGUACCCGGAGUGUACUCUGACGACUAUGCUCACCUCCCUGUUAAGUGCCCUAGAAAAAAACAACUUUGUGAUGAUUAACCCUUUACUGAAAGGCAGAAAAAUGUAUCUGCAAAAAAAAAAAAAAAAAGUGUUGGACUUAUUUCUGAGACAAGAAAGAUGAAAAUUAUGCUUCCUUACUGUCAGACCUCUGGGUUGGGAUGCUCAGUCCUGUCUUUUUGUUUAGUUUUUCAAACUGCUGCCUGGUUUUCCUUCCUCUGUGAGUCUAGGAAUGUACAACAGUGCGUUUGUGUUUUCACUGUGGGUGAAAGUCCCUCCCUACAUUUCAAAUCUCCACAUGGGAAAAAAGUAUUAAGUACAACUAAAGGCAUGAAAGGUGCACUCUCUUCAUUCUACUCCUGUUUUUUAACAAGUAAUUUAAUUGAAUCACAUUCUUACAGUUGUAUAGAGGAUGCCAGUGGCCAGAUGGAGAUGAGUACAAGUUACGUUUGCUGGCAUACCAUUUGGUACUGUUCAUGGAUGCUCCUUUUUUUUUUUUUUUAGGUGUAAAGUUUCAUCUCCUCAAAUACUUUUUUUGUGUUGAUUUCUUUUUAUACAUAAGUAAUGUGCGUAUGAUUUGCAUGUUUCAAUCAUCAAAGGGAUUUGAAAGGAGAUUGCGUACUUGCUGUUUACAGAAAGUUGAGAUAAAUGUGCAUACGUUUUUGUAUGUUAAAAGAAAAAAAAUGAUAUACCAUGACUACUCAGGUUUUGAGCUGCUUGUAAGUAUAACGAGAUAACUAUUAUACCUAUAAAACCUUUAUUUUGUUGAUCAAAGGACUGGGCAUCAUUAGUUGAAUGAUUGCAGCAUUCCAGUGAUUGUGCUUCUCACAGCCUUCCUGCAGAGGGUGUUGUAAUGUGCGUUUUCCACAACAGGAAAUAUCUGUUGAUGCCCUCAGUAACACCGGCACCUACAACACCUACUUACCACAUCACAGCCAUGCAAUUCUACCAAAAAAAAUAAAUAAAUAAAUAACUUUUUGGACCAUAAAGUAGACCUGAAGCUGGAUUCCAAAGGCUGUGCCUCCAAAAAGAAUAAAACAAAGAUAAUAGUAGUGUGCUAUUAAAGUUUACAGAACCCUUUUUACUUUGAAGUGCAUCAGACACAAAUACUGACUGAGCUGUGGCCCUUUAAGAUGUCAAACUACAAAGAGGACACUUGUGUUAAUCAUUUACAAUAAACAUGUCAAGAAUAUGCAGAUUUAGAAACCUCCAAUCUCUGCGUCUUGGGUAUUGCCAGUUUUCCGACCAAGAUACAUAACUGCUCAAAUACAUCAUUACCUUGGUUUCCUACAUAAAACAAACAUUUGACCCCCAUCCUUUUAAUUCUCAACUGGUUGACGAGUUUCUGUUAAAGUGUGACUAAAAGCUUGAAAUAGACAAAUAGAUUGUUAUUUUCCUUUUCAAAGAUUCAAAGAACAAAUGCAGAUGUGGAAAAAAUGAGACUCAGCCCCUUUUUAUAUCCGACUUUCUUUUCAUUUAAAUUUUACAAAUAAACUUCAAAGUUGCCACUACCCUGACACAGUAAA
Molecule: messenger RNA, 3830 nt
Organism: Notolabrus celidotus (New Zealand spotty)
Lineage: Eukaryota; Metazoa; Chordata; Actinopteri; Labriformes; Labridae
Gene: ccnt2a
Product: cyclin T2a
Exons: 10
Coding region: 60-2222 (720 amino acids)
Biological process (GO): regulation of transcription by RNA polymerase II; positive regulation of DNA-templated transcription, elongation
Cellular component (GO): cyclin/CDK positive transcription elongation factor complex; nucleus
Molecular function (GO): cyclin-dependent protein serine/threonine kinase activator activity
Source: RefSeq, a predicted model, not a curated record